This is a messenger RNA of Vicia villosa (hairy vetch), 561 nucleotides long. RefSeq names its product auxin-binding protein ABP19b-like. The coding region runs from base 1 to 561 and encodes 186 amino acids. The record is from RefSeq and is a predicted model, not a curated record. NCBI's taxonomy places the organism in Eukaryota, Viridiplantae, Streptophyta, Magnoliopsida, Fabales, Fabaceae. Gene Ontology annotation, cellular component: cell wall. The transcript has 2 exons.
AUGCAGGACUUCUUAGAGCUAAACCUGCCUAGACACCACUUUAUCCCUCAAUUAAGUUACACCAAGAUUCAUCAGCACCCUUUGAAGAUGUUGCAAGUUAUAGAAGAUUCGUGGGAAAGCUCUUUUACCUAUCCAAUACAAGACCUGAUAUUGCAUUUGUCACGCAACAACUCAGCAAAUUCCUCACUUCACCUACCAUUAAUCAUUAUGAAUUGCAUGCAGAGUCAUAAAGCAUCCAAAUGUUCACAUGGUUCAGAUUUAUCACGCCCGAAAACUCCUUCUGGGUAUCAGUCCAAGUCAGAGAAAGAUGUAACCGUCAAUGAUGUUGUCUUCUCUGGCUUUGUACCUGAAAACCCGACAGAAAAUUUCAAUACCGGAAUAACCUUUGUAAAUGUCGAUAAAUUACCUGGUCUUAAUGGACUUGGUAUCUCUACAGUAAGAGAAGAUUUGGAUGCAAAUGGAACAGUACCAUUGCACUCUCAUCUUGAUGCAAUUGAGUUAAUUAUCAUUGUUGAAGGUCAAGUGAAUAUUGGAUUUAUUACACCAACAAACGUGUUUUAG